AAGACCAACUACAAUAUCAUGAUACGAAUACCGGUAGUUGAAUCUUAUUCUUGGUAAAAUCAAGCUUCUUUCAUUACUUGCAUAUGAAAAUGAGACCUAGGGCCUAAAUAAAACUUAAGUUAGAAUUCCAAGUUGUUUUUUUUUUACUUACCAGAGUCUAGAUAUCAGUAACUACUAACUUUGAGGUCCUUUGCGCUCAUUUAGAGUGGUCUAACCAGCAGCUUCGUGAUCACCGUACCCGCCUUCACCUUUGGUAUACCGUACGCUCUCGACCUCGAUACCGCGCGUGAGAGAGUGGCUAGUGCAUGCAGUGGUGGUGUGCUAAAACCUUGCCCUUGGAAGUUGGAACACAAUUUCAUCACGUUUCUCUGGCUUAAGCUUGUCCUAAAAAGUUUGCAAUGACGACGGGAGCUUCAAACCCAACCAACCCUAUUGUUUUCUUUGACAUAACAAUAGGAGGGCAGGAUGUAGGCCGAAUGAAGAUGGAAUUAUUUGCUGAUGUAGUACCAAGAACAGCAGAAAACUUCAGGCAACUUUGUACAGGAGAAUUUAAGAAAAAUGGCAUGCCGACAGGAUACAAAGGAGCCACUUUUCACAGAGUCAUCAAAGAUUUCAUGAUCCAAGGAGGUGAUUUCAUUAAGGGGGAUGGCUCAGGUUCUCUCAGCAUCUAUGGCGCUAACUUUGUGGAUGAAAACUUCAAAUUAAAGCAUGAUGCACCAGGAUUACUAUCCAUGGCUAACUCUGGACCAGGUACCAACGGUUGUCAAUUCUUUGUGACGUGCGCAAAGUGUGAUUUCUUAGACGGCAAGCACGUCGUCUUUGGCAAGGUGAUAGAUGGACUUCUUGUCAUGAGAAAAAUUGAGAACGUACCCACUGGAGCUAAUAACAGACCCAAGAUCCCCGUCCUGAUUUCGCAGUGUGGAGAAAUGUGAUGAUGAUCAACUGCUCAUCGUAAAGACUAUCAUUUGACUGACGAUCCUGGUCCAAUAUCAGGAACUGGGGAGUGUUUCAUUAACAUUUGUUGGAUCUGACAACUUUCCUUGAUUUUAAAUGGCUAAGAAGCACUGUUGCUAUGGAGGCUGUUCGAUAAAACAGGACUUGUUGGAUAAAACGUACAACAAGUCCUUUCAUGCAACGCUCCCCUAGGGUAUCUAUGCUUUGUGAACAGUGGCAUAGCUGGUGAGUGAUGUGGACCGGGCCCAGUGGCUUCAUCGCACACUCCUAGUCAAAGAACAUCAACAUUGAAAUAAAAGUUUCUGAAGUCAUUGUCUCAGAAAGUAGCGUCUCCAAGGAUACGAUGAUCACGUCUCGGAUGUCGCUUUCUCUAACGGCAGCACGCCCAAUAUUGUCUUUGUUUCCAACGCCAUUUUUUCAGACUGUGGACUUUGGAUUCUGAGUGGUCAUAUAUUCACUUAUGGACCCAUUCUAGGGCUGGCAUUCAAUUUAAUACAAUUAGUCAGAAAAACAAGUAUUUUAGAUGGAAUUUUGUUCGGAAUUGAUGGAUACUUAGCCGAUUUUAGUAUUCAAUUCAUGAGUUUGGCUAAGUAGUUUACCUUAUAUUUAAGUCACUUCUCUCAUUUGCAAAUUUUGUUGUGUGGUAAAGAUUUUUGUACGUCAUUCAGCCUGAGCUCCACAGUAUUAUGAAAUAGCAAUUUGGGUGCAAUGCACUAGUGGUAUGUUAUUUGGCAAUAACACUGGGACAUCACAUUGCUUUUCAUAUUCCGGCUUACUUUGCAGCUUACUAAACGAAAAUGCUAAGUAUUUAUUGUAGAUGAAACAGUAAAAUGUUUAUAUAAUCCAAGAUUUUGAUUGAAUGCCAGCCCUAGUUUAUCAUGUAUCAUUAUCAAAUAAAAAUAUACAUUGGUCGAAAUUCAUAUCUUGGUUCCAGUUUUUAAGGAAAUCUGCAAAUAUGGUUUUAAAACCGUCAUUUGAAACCAUGCACAUUUCUUGCAUAAGUUGCUAUAAUUUCAGUGCAUAUAAUUAGGAACCAUGCAAUAAUGAAUGCGCACUUUUAUCACAAUGCGCAAUAUAUUGACGCCCGUCACUAAGGAUACUGCAUUUAAUGAUCUAACUGUUUAUGUAAAUCAAUUAUCAUUAACAGCUGAUUCGUUUGUGCUGUAACCUUUAGGGCGCUGUGAUAAAAUCGUGCAUUCCUUAUGGUGCUUUCUCAAUAUACACACAUUGAAUUAGGGAGUAAUCACUUCAUAAGAUCUGUAUGAACUAUGGUUUCAUGCCACUGAUUAAAAACGAUCUACAUGAAUUUAGGCCAAUAAGUUUGUGCAUUUGAAAGCUGGGUAUAUGAUCUGUACCAUGUGCCUGGUGGGUGUUCCAUAAAGCCGCUUGUCAGCUUACGCACAAAUUUAUGCAUGACUGGGACAUGAUCUCGGGUGCUAAGGCAGCUAGCUACAUAGGGAUAGUAGCACGAGAAAGGGCUACCAGUCCGGUGUAAAAUCAUUCGUAAAUGACAAACAGCUUUAUGAAACACCAGGAUCAACAUUCCUAAGGCAAAACUAGAAUAAUUGAGUCAAUCAGGAUUUCAUUUUUGCUGCAUAAAAUGUGGAUGUAAAUAAACCUUUCUUUUUACAAA
Messenger RNA from Lytechinus pictus (painted urchin), 2587 nucleotides. Its product is annotated as peptidyl-prolyl cis-trans isomerase H-like. NCBI's taxonomy places the organism in Eukaryota, Metazoa, Echinodermata, Echinoidea, Temnopleuroida, Toxopneustidae. Bases 399 to 932 code for a protein of 177 amino acids. The record is from RefSeq and is a predicted model, not a curated record. Gene Ontology annotation, cellular component: intracellular membrane-bounded organelle. Gene Ontology annotation, biological process: protein peptidyl-prolyl isomerization; protein folding. Gene Ontology annotation, molecular function: peptidyl-prolyl cis-trans isomerase activity. The transcript has 6 exons.